Molecule: messenger RNA, 792 nt
Organism: Neogale vison (American mink)
Lineage: Eukaryota; Metazoa; Chordata; Mammalia; Carnivora; Mustelidae
Gene: FGF23
Product: fibroblast growth factor 23
Exons: 3
Coding region: 55-792 (245 amino acids)
Biological process (GO): fibroblast growth factor receptor signaling pathway; positive regulation of protein phosphorylation; cell differentiation
Cellular component (GO): cytoplasm
Molecular function (GO): growth factor activity; type 1 fibroblast growth factor receptor binding
Source: RefSeq, a predicted model, not a curated record
CCUGGGAGGCACAGGCAGUGUCAGGUUUCAGACUCCAGCCAGCCAUUCAGAGCAAUGUCAGGGACCCGCCUUGGGCUGCUGGUCUCUGUCCUGUGCUGGGUAGUCAGAGCCUAUCCCAAUGCCUCCCCGCUGCUCAGCUCCAGCUGGGGUGGCCUGACCCACCUGUACACGGCCACUGCCAGGAACAGCUACCACCUGCAGAUCCACAGGGAUGGCCGUGUGGAUGGUACACCCCACCAGACCAUCUACAGUGCCCUGAUGAUCAGAUCAGAGGAUGCUGGCUUUGUGGUGAUCACAGGUGUGAUGAGCAGGCGGUACCUGUGUAUGGACUUCCGAGGCAACAUCUUUGGAUCUCACCUCUUCAGCCCCGAGAGCUGCAGGUUCCGGCAGCGGACACUGGAAAACGGCUACGACGUGUACCACUCCCCACAGCACCGCUUCCUCGUCAGCCUGGGCCAAGCCAAGAGGGCCUUCCUGCCGGGCACCAACCCGCCGCCCUACUCCCAGUUCCUGUCCCGCAGGAACGAGAUCCCCCUCAUCCACUUCAACACCCCCAGGCCGCGGCGGCACACGCGCAGCGCCGAGGACAUGGAGCACGACCCGCUGAACGUGCUGAAGCCCCGGCCCCGCAUGACCCCCGCUCCGGCCUCCUGCUCCCAGGAGCUCCCGAGCGCCGAGGACAACAGUGUGGUGGCCAGCGACCCGUUAGGGGUGCUCAGAGGCAACCGGGUGAACGUGCACGCGGGGGGGAUGGGCGUGGACAGGUGCCGCCCCUUCCCCAAGUUCAUCUAG